Sphenostylis stenocarpa is the source of this 1011-nucleotide messenger RNA. The record is from the annotation of a GenBank genome assembly. Lineage: Eukaryota; Viridiplantae; Streptophyta; Magnoliopsida; Fabales; Fabaceae.
AUGCCAUCUCCGGUCUUCCUCGAUAUCAUCUGUGUUCUCUAUCUCCACCUUAUGAAUGUCUCUAAUUUCGGAGAUGAAUUGAUCAGUUUAGAAAUGUAUCUGACACUGACAAAAGUUACUGACAACUUUACGAACCAACUGUACAAUAGGGCAAUAAACAAUACUCUCACACCAAUGGUUGCUACAGCUUAUUGCUGUCGCUGUCGCUGCCGCACUGCAGCCUUGCGAGCAAACCCCAUCGCCGGCAGCAACUGUUUGCCACUGCGCAUCAUUCCUUCCGACGUUCCUCUUCAACAGUUUGGAAUAGCUUCGUGUGAUGCACAUGCUGCCAAUGAACAUAGGUCACGCAACAUGCCUCUAUCCUCAAUACGCAGAGAAUUCGCAAGGAGAGUGGGUCACAUACGAACCUUCUCUUCAAACCUCGAAAUGAAAGACUUUUUAGGUUACCUGGAUUCCCUAAAAAAUUACGAGAAAUCAGGAGUUCCGAGAGGUGCCGGCACCGAGUCCGAUGAGGGUUUCGAUCUUGGUAGAAUGAGACGACUCAUGGAGCGUUUCGGUAAUCCUCACACCAAGUUCAAGGCUGUUCAUAUUGCUGGGACUAAGGGAAAGGGAUCUACAGCUGCAUAUAUAUCUAAUAUUCUCAGGACGGAAGGAAGAUCUGGCAAUCCAGUGUCGGCAAAGUUGCUGAAUGAUCUCUUUCAUAGGAUGAAGGCAGAACUUGACCAGGCAAUGCAAGAGGAAAAUGGUUGCAUAAGCCAUUUUGAGGUUUUCACUACAAUGGCAUUUAUCCUAUUUGCCGAUGAGAAUGUUGACAUUGCUGUUAUUGAGGCUGGGUUGGGGGGUGCACGAGAUGCAACAAAUAUCAUAUCCAGCUCCCAACUUGCUGCAGCAGUCAUAACUACUGUAGGUGAAGAACAUUUGGCAGCUCUUGGGGGUUCUUUGGAAACAAUUGCAAUGGCAAAGGCAGGAAUCAUAAAACAAGGCCGUCCAGUUAGGUGUUUCUCUCUAUAG